This is a messenger RNA of Stylophora pistillata, 2504 nucleotides long. Its product is annotated as ufm1-specific protease 1. Gene Ontology annotation, molecular function: deUFMylase activity. The record is from RefSeq and is a predicted model, not a curated record. Lineage: Eukaryota; Metazoa; Cnidaria; Anthozoa; Scleractinia; Pocilloporidae.
GAUAUCAGAAAUGUUGAGUGAUGUUCACGAAGGCCUAGAGUUUCCCGGUGAAUUUGUUGACGCUGCCAUCAUCCGGGGAAAGUAUGAAUUUUACCAUUACAACGUGGAUGGUUUCGAUGAUAGAGGUUGGGGGUGUGGAUACAGGACACUGCAGACCAUUUGUUCGUGGGUGGGUCAUGUAUUAAAGAAUCAAAAGCAUCCAGUACCCAGCCUUCAAGACAUACAGCAAACUUUGGUUGAAAUGGGGGACAAACCAGAUUCUUUUGUUGGAUCAAGAGAAUGGAUUGGCUGUGUAGAGGCCUGUUUUUAUUUGGAUCAGACUUUUGGAGUUUGCAGUAAGGUCAUUCAUAUCCUACAAGGGGAAUCUGUGGAGCAGAAAGCUGCACCACUUCUUCUGAGGCAUUUUAAACAAUUUGGCUCACCUGUAAUGAUAGGUGGAGAUGUCGAUGCUUCAUCAAAGACACUGCUUGGUAUUUGCAAGACAAGCAAAGGAUUUCACCUCUUAAUUGCUGAUCCACAUUUCUAUGGAGAGGCUGUCAGAACAGAACUCCAAGACAGUGGCUGGGUUCAGUGGAAGAACCAUGAUGAUGUUUUUAAAUCAUAUUCUUUUUAUAAUUUCUGUCUUCCACAGUUAAGUUCAGGGUAAGAAUAAAGAUGUAAGAGAUACAAGACUUCUCUAUAUUUUUAUCUGUUACAAUGAACUCUUGCAAAGAGGCAUUUUUUUUUUUCAUGACAGGUAACAAAAGCCCAUAAUGCAUUUGAACCAUGAUUUUGUUAGAUUUUUAAGCCUGUUCUCCAUUAAUGUUCCUAUUUGUCAAGAGCACAAAACUUAUUUUUAGAUUAAUAAACAAACAAAUUGGGGUGAUGACACUGCGCUGAUCAAAUUUUUUUCCAGGCAAAAACAAAUGAAAGAUUGAACUUGAGCUCUUCAUCUCACGAGCUAACUGAAAGAUGCAAGAUGCGUAACAAAAUUUGAAAUUAGUUUAUUUGGACUAAGUAAUUACAGUGUAAGUUCUUUUUUGUGAAUUGUCUCUUGUGGGAAAAUGAACAUUUUGUGCAUGGUUGUCCUUGGUUUGCCAUUCUAGACAUUUAUUGGCUUUGAUAACCUUGAAAUUUGUCUUAUUAAGUUUCUCCAUAGCCCUGAUUGUGUUAAGACAAUGACCCCUGCUGGAUUACUAUUGGAAAAACAAACUGUGGUAUUGGAAAUAUUUCCCAAAGUAUUAAAAAUAUUUCAUUUUUAACUUCAUCUAUGGCUUUUCCUGAGGAUGGCCUUAUGUCUGUGUUUUUGGACUUCAGAUUGAUAGAUUUGGUUUUGAGAUCUGACUACCUGUAAUGUGGAGUGUUUUGGGCAAAAACUUCUACUUUGAUAAUGCUUGUUCUCUACCCAGAAGUAUUAAAAAAAUGACAAAUAAUGUACAUGAAAAAACUGUUAAAAAGGGUUUGAGGUAACCUGCCUUGGACUUAGGACUCUUUUGAAAACAUCUUGUCCCCUAAUGUUUUUUAAACUGCAAUGAGCUCCUUUAGUAUGAGGGAUGUGCCUUUUCUAAAUUUAUCCUCUUUUCAAGAUUUGGCUUUUUAUUUUGCAUAUGUUCAAAUGUUGCCAUGUUCUUCCCACCAUAAUCUCCCAGUUUUUUUUUUUGCUACAAAAAAGAAACAGUCCAUUUUUCACUCCUAAAUGUCAUUUAAUUAUUUUACAAACAAUUUUCAGGAAGUUAAAAAAAGUACAAAUUAAGUUGCAAUUUUCAAAACAAAAGCAGCUGGAGGUUGCAAAAUGUUUUUGUUUUUACCAGCGUAAGUAUUGCUGAGGGUUAGUAACUUAAUUUUUCCUGCAAUUUGGUUUAAAAGUAUAAGUAAAUUUUUCAAAGACAACAAAACGUGCUCGAGCAAUCUAUAGUCUUCAAAAAGUUGACAAGUGCUUGUUUUCACCAAAUUACUCUUGAAAUCAUGUUGUUACUUAUUUAAAAAUGUUUUCAUUUAUAUUAUUAAGAAAGUGAACAUUUCUCUAAAGCAAAAGUUUCAUCAAUAAGCAGUUCCAGGAUUAAUCCUCCAUCUGCUAAAAAGAUCUUUCAAAGAAGAUGAGUAGUGCCCAAACAUAGAGGGGUUUUUGUUGUUUUAGUUGUUUUUUUUUUUGUCUAAAUGAGAACUUAACUAAAGUGAAAGUAUUUUGUGGCUAUAGCUAGGUGUUCCUGUCUCUGUACCAUGAAUUUUGGUUUGGUUUGUGUUUCUUUAAUGUGACUUAGGUAUAAGUAGUUGCAAUUCUUGGUCAAUAAAAUAGAAAAAUUUGACUUACUGAUUAGCUUGUGCAAAUCUCAAAAGCUAAAAGGCAGGUUUGUGAUGUUCAUCUUGGAAGUCUUUAAACAUCCUCACUGAAUUUGACAGAGCUGUCUUUCUUAAAUCAACUGCUGAGGAUGUUCUUCAUUUAUUCCAAAAAUCACAACUGUUUCAAUUAGUGGAUACAGUGGAGUCCCAUGAUCUCAAUUCCAGGUGUUAUGAAUAGAGACAAA